AUGUUCAGCAUUGUUCGCACUAGUUCUGUGUCCCGCCUGCCUGCCCAUCUAGCACUGCCUGCCUCUCACCUUCCGCCACCACCACCCCCUCCUCUCGCCCCUCCGACACCAUGUGGAGGAGUCCAGAUGAUGGCAGUUGUCCCAGACCCCCAGGGGCCAUCCCACUGGUGCACAAACUGCCCCGAACUGCAACGCUCAGGGUCGUUUGGGGUCCUGCUUGCCCCGCUGCCCACCUGGUUCACCCCACCACCACCCCCUCGCCCUCCUCACCCUCCACUGCCGCCUCUCGCCAUCCAACACCCCCAGGGGCUGUCCAAUGAUGCCCCUGGUGCACGAACGAGCUCGAACUUCAGAGGGCUGUCCAAUGAUGCCCCUGGUGCACGAACACCCAAACUGCGAUGUUCAGGGUCGUUUGGGCUCGUUCUCACCCCGCCGCCUGCCUGGUUCACCCCACCACCACCCCCCUUGCCCCCUUGCCCCGCCUCUCGCCAUCCAACACCCCCAGGGGCUGUCCAACGACGCCCCGGCCUCCACAGAGCCCUGACGACAACAAAGGACGCCAAACACAUAUGUUCAGCAUUUGCACCCUCAACUGCCCAUGUCUCGCCCUCCAUCAUCACCACCACCUCCUCUCCCCCUUCUGACGCCCCUCCCCUGUCCAAAUGGCCACCCAGGACGACGAACGAUGCCAAACAUCCAAGUUUGGUCUCAUUUGCAGUUGUUCUCUGCCCUGCCCACCCCUUCUCACCCUCCUGCCCUCCCUCUCAACUUCCACCACCACCAAUGAUGCUUCUCGCCCCUCCAACUACCAGCCCCCAUCCCUCUCAUCCAUCCACAACCACUAAUCACAUCCAACAAUGGCCCUGGAUGCUGACACCCACCUGCCCAUCGCCUUUGAAUGCCUUUCUCCUCCUCCUCCUCUCCCCAAGAGUUCAUGUCUCACCUGCCUCUUUUAAUCAGUAG
Molecule: messenger RNA, 963 nt
Organism: Cyclocybe aegerita
Lineage: Eukaryota; Fungi; Basidiomycota; Agaricomycetes; Agaricales; Hemipholiotaceae
Source: the annotation of a GenBank genome assembly